GUUGAUUUUUCUCACCCUGAACCAGGGGGGCUCUGACUCCAUGAAGACCCCGGCUCUGAUUCUGUCGUUGUGGAUGACAGGAACUGACUCCUACAACAUUACCUGAAGCUUGGCCUUGCAGUAUGGGGAGGAUUGGCAUCUCCUGUCUCUUUCCUGCUUCUUGGCAUUUUAGCAUCUCUCCAGUGGGCUGUCCUCGAAUUCUGAACACCAAUUUACGACAAAUCAUUGUCAUUAGCAUCCUGGCUGCAGCUGUCUCCCUUUUAUACUUUUCUGUUGUCAUAAUCCGGAGCAAGUAUGGGUGGCUGUCGAGGGACAAGAAAUUUCAAAGGUACUUAGCCCGAGUCACAGAUGUUGAGGCUACGGACACCAACAACCCCAGCGUGAACUACGGCAUCGUGGUGGACUGCGGCAGUAGUGGGUCUCGGGUCUUUGUCUAUUGCUGGCCUCGGCACAACGGCAAUCCUCAUGAUCUGCUGGACAUCAGACAGAUGAGGGACAAAAACCGGAAGCCAGUGGUGAUGAAAAUUAAACCCGGCAUCUCAGAGUUUGCUACCUCUCCAGAAAAAGUCAGCGAUUACAUUUCUCCACUCCUGAGCUUUGCUGCAGAACAUGUGCCACGGGCAAAACACAAAGAGACCCCUCUCUACAUCCUCUGCACGGCUGGAAUGAGAGUCCUUCCUGAAAGCCAGCAGAAAGCCAUUCUGGAGGACCUCCUGACAGACAUCCCUGUGCACUUUGACUUCCUGUUUUCUGACUCCCACGCCGAAGUCAUCUCAGGAAAACAAGAAGGUGUAUAUGCUUGGAUCGGCAUUAACUUUGUCCUCGGACGGUUUGAGCACAUUGAAGAGGAUGAUGAGGCGGCUGUGGAAGUCAGCAUCCCCGGUAGUGAGAGCAGUGAGGCCAUCGUCCGAAGAAGGACAGCUGGUGUUCUGGACAUGGGAGGCGUGUCUACUCAGAUAGCGUACGAAGUCCCCAAAACUGUAAGCUUUGCCUCCUCACAGCAGGAGGAAAUAGCUAGAAGCUCGUUAGCAGAAUUCAACUUGGGCUGUGACGUCCACCAGACUGAGCAUGUGUACCGAGUUUACGUGGCCACAUUCCUUGGAUUUGGUGGUAAUGCUGCUCGGCAGAGAUAUGAAGACAGACUGUUUGCCAGCACGGCACAGAAAAACAGGCUCCUGGGUAAACAGACUGGUAUGACUCCCGAUGCUCCAUUCCUGGACCCCUGCUUGCCUCUGGACAUUAAAGAUGAGAUCCAGCAAAAUGGGCAGACCCUGUACCUUCGGGGGACAGGAGACUUUGACCUGUGUCGAGAGACCCUCCAACCUUUCAUGAACAAAACCAAUGAGACACAGACUUCUCUCAAUGGAGUCUACCAGCCCCCAAUCCACUUCCAGAACAGUGAAUUCUAUGGCUUCUCUGAAUUCUACUAUUGCACCGAGGAUGUCUUACGAAUGGGAGGAGACUACAAUGCUGCUAAAUUUACUAAAGCUGCCAAGGAUUACUGUGCAACAAAGUGGUCGAUCUUGCGGGAACGCUUUGACCGAGGACUGUAUGCCUCUCACGCUGACCUCCAUCGACUUAAGUAUCAGUGUUUCAAAUCAGCCUGGAUGUUCGAGGUGUUCCACAGGGGCUUCUCCUUUCCUGUCACAUACAAAAACCUGAAGACAGCCCUGCAGGUGUAUGACAAGGAAGUGCAGUGGACACUGGGGGCAAUCCUCUACAGGACCCGCUUUCUGCCCUUGAGAGACAUCAGGCAGGAGGUGUUCCGAGCCGGCCAUGCGCACUGGCGGGGCGUGUCCUUCGUCUACAACCACUAUCUGUUCUCUGGCUGCUUUUUGGUCGUCCUUCUGUCCAUCCUUCUCUACCUGUUGCGGCUGCGGCGCAUCCACCGCAGGGCGCCCCGCACCGCCUCUCUGUGGAUGGAGGAAGGCCUUCCCUCCCAGAAGGGCCCUGGGCCCUUGUGACACUGUGUUGGUCAGCUUGAGGAAGACUCUACAGGAAAAGCCAUUUUUGCCUCAGGGUUUCCCGUAUGCUCAGCCGGUUUUGUUUGUCCCUUUCCUUUCUGUCAUAGCAAAAUCCACUGUUGUAAGCCCUGCUGUCUAGAGGUAUCGCCAUUUUGAAUACAGCUUUAAAUGGAGGAGUGGGAAAAGGGAAUUCGCUCGAUUUCUGCUGCACAGUAUCUGCCACAAAUUAGUAAGGAUUUUGGUUUUCUUUAGGACAUGCUGCAUUCUCAGCACAUUCACUUGGAUAGUGGGGGGCAAUGGGCAAGUCCCCAUCAAUGUCCGUGGGACGUCAGAGUGAGGUAGAUCAGAUCUGUCUCCUCUCUACAGACCUCCAACUUAGAAGCGAGGUGUUUGAUUUUACUUACUGCUCAGGCCUGCCACUAUCUAUGUUUUCUUUGCUAGCCGUUCAUAGCAAAAGUCGAGAAAAUGUUAGCGCAGGGAGGUAACCCUGAAGCCAUGAAUGGUGGGAACUACUGAGGAGAGCCUUGCCUUGCUGCAGCCGAAGCACACACCUGUAAACCAGCUGUCCUUGGCCUUGUGUUCAGGACCUCUGUUGCCCUCUUACAGUGGCAUUAGGGUUUUUGUUUUUGUGUUCAUCUGUUUUGU
Messenger RNA from Acomys russatus (golden spiny mouse), 2609 nucleotides. RefSeq names its product ectonucleoside triphosphate diphosphohydrolase 4 (gene Entpd4). Bases 123 to 1964 code for a protein of 613 amino acids. The transcript has 12 exons. The record is from RefSeq and is a predicted model, not a curated record. Gene Ontology annotation, cellular component: membrane. Lineage: Eukaryota; Metazoa; Chordata; Mammalia; Rodentia; Muridae. Gene Ontology annotation, biological process: nucleoside diphosphate catabolic process. Gene Ontology annotation, molecular function: nucleoside diphosphate phosphatase activity.